AUGGCACUCAUCUCCGCCGCAACGAUCAUAACUUCCGUCUCCCUCUUCCACAUAACGCUCGCAUACUUUUUCCUGGCAAACCCAAACCAGAUUGCAGACCAGUCGCUAGUCUUCAUAAUAGGAGAAGCAAUGGGCAUGCCACAUUCCCGCUCCUUCGAAGUCCAAUCUGCCCCGCUCUCCUUCCUCGCAGCCGUCCUCUUCUUCCUCGGCAUCAGUGACUUGGUAGCUUGUUCCCUUCCAGAGGAGAUAUAUGUGUUUUUCUGGGGCUCUCAAGCACCCGUACGACUCUUCCUUCUCUUCGUGUUUACGAUAUACUCCUAUGCCUUCUCCUCCGUGUCUCCUCUCUACACCUCUUCAUCUAGCAACUAUACCUAUACCCCGAGCUCCUGGGGCGAGGGCCUCAAGAACCGUGUGUUCUUCACGUGGGCAUUUGUGGAAGUCCUUACGUGGUAUUGGAUUUUUGUGACACUGAGGGAGGAGAGAAGGGAGUUUGUCCAAAGGCUGGCGAUUAGGAGAGCGGCGGAAGAGGAGGAUAGGCUAUGA
Venustampulla echinocandica is the source of this 543-nucleotide messenger RNA. RefSeq lists its product as uncharacterized. Lineage: Eukaryota; Fungi; Ascomycota; Leotiomycetes; Helotiales; Pleuroascaceae. The record is from RefSeq and is a predicted model, not a curated record. The transcript is spliced from 3 exons. Bases 1 to 543 code for a protein of 180 amino acids.